Messenger RNA from Epinephelus fuscoguttatus (brown-marbled grouper), 5032 nucleotides. RefSeq names its product PHD finger protein 14 (gene phf14). Gene Ontology annotation, biological process: regulation of transcription by RNA polymerase II. Lineage: Eukaryota; Metazoa; Chordata; Actinopteri; Perciformes; Serranidae. The coding region runs from base 106 to 2736 and encodes 876 amino acids. The transcript has 17 exons. The record is from RefSeq and is a predicted model, not a curated record.
ACAACAUCCAGUCGUCUACACGUCACAGCUGUGUUUUCCAUUGUCCACAUAACAUGCUGCUAACAGGAGACCUUCCUUGUUCCCUAUAGUAAAUACAAACUACAGAUGGACCGCAGUUUGAAGCGCCGGCAGGUGAAACCCCUCGCUGCCUCUCUCUUAGAUGCCUUGGAUUAUGACAGCUCAGAUGACAGUGACUUUGAAGUGGGAGAUGCCUCAGGAUCAGACGGCACAGGCAACGGCAGUGAUGAGGAAGGGUCUAAAGCGAGCGCUGCAGGUUCAGAAAGUGACUCAGACAAUGCUGGUUCGGCAGAAGACGGUAUAGAUGAAGAGGAGGCCAAAGACCUGGCUGCUGAGGACAAUUUAACGGAAGAUGAAGAGAAGACCAAACAGCAGCCUUCCUCAGACAGCUCCACCAAAGACACCCCCGCUGUCUCCCCACCCAAAGGCCGACGCAAGAGCAAGAAGACGUCCGCUCCGGAGCCUGAGCCUGAGCCUGAGCCUGCUGUGGCCCCCGACACUGAAGCUACUUCAGCAUCAGGGUCUGGCAACGCAAACACAGAAGAGUCUCAGGCCGAGCCUAAGAAAUGGAAUUUCCGCAGGAACCGCCCCCUGCUGGACUUCACCACAAUGGAGGAACUGAAUGAGAUGGAUGACUAUGACAGCGAGGAUGAUAACGACUGGAGACCCACAGCAGGGAAGAAGAAAGGCAAAGCAGCUGCUCAAAAAGGAGGGACCGAGGAAGAGGGGGGUGGCAGUGCUAGUGACGAUAACGAUGAUGACGACGACGAUGAUGACGACGACGACGAUGAUGAUGAAGAAGACGAUGACAAAGAGGAUGGCGAUGACAACAACAACAACAACAACAGUAGCAGUGACAGUGAAAAAGAAGCGAAGAAGCCCAAGAAGAAAGUGAAGGGCACCAAUACUUUUGAUGAAGAGCUGACGAAUGACAGCAUGUCCCAGGGAAAGGGCAAUGAGGAUGCACUGCUGGACCGGUCUCAACCCUGGAGCACUCAGCACAUCCUCAUCUGCUGCGUCUGUCUGGGAGACAACAGCGAGGACGCCGAUGAGAUCAUUCAGUGUGACAACUGUGGGGUGACUGUGCAUGAAGGAUGUUAUGGUGUGGACGGUGAGAGCGACUCAAUCAUGAGCUCCGCCUCAGAAAAUUCGACAGAGCCUUGGUUCUGCGAUGCCUGUAAGAACGGAGUGACUCCCAGCUGUGAGCUGUGCCCCAACCAGGAUGGGAUCUUCAAAGAGACGGAUGCUGGGAGAUGGGUGCAUGUGGUUUGUGCACUUUACGUUCCCGGAGUAGCAUUUGGAGACAUCGAUAAACUACGACCGGUGACGCUCACAGAGAUGAAUUAUUCAAAAUACGGGGCCAAGGAGUGCAGUUUCUGUGAGGACGCUCGCUUUGCAAGGACCGGUGUGUGCAUCAGCUGUGAUGCAGGAAUGUGUCGCUCCUAUUUCCAUGUCACCUGUGCACAGAGGGAGGGACUCCUGUCUGAGGCUGCAGCAGAGGAGGAUAUUGCUGAUCCGUUUUUUGCGUACUGCAAACAACAUGCAGACCGCUUUGACAGGAAGUGGAAAAGGAAGAAUUAUCUGGCCUUGCAGUCUUACUGUAAAGUGUCUCUGCAGGAGAGAGAGAAACAGCUUACCCCUGAGGCUCAGGCCCGAAUCACUACCCGCCUGCAGCAGUACAGGGCAAAAGCAGAGCUGUCCAGGAACACUCGGCCUCAGGCGUGGGUGCCCCGGGAGAAGCUACCACGGCCGCUGACCUCUAGUGCCUCAGCCAUCAGGAAGCUGAUGAGGAAGGCAGAGCUGAUGGGCAUCAGCACUGACAUUUUCCCCGUGGACACAUCUGAUGCCAACGCCAGCUUGGACGGACGCAGGAAACACAAACAGCCUGCCCUCACAGCAGACUUUGUCAACUACUACCUGGAGCGGAACAUGCGAAUGAUCCAGAUCCAGGACAACAUCUCCGAACAGAAGAACUUAAAAGACAAGCUGGAGAGCGAACAAGAAAAACUGCACGUGGAGUACAACAAGCUCUGUGAGUCCCUGGAAGAGCUGCUGAAUGUGAACGGAGAGCUGCGGAGUGAGGGCCAGGCCAUGUGGACUCUGCUGGGGGGCAUCCUGGGCCAGAAACUAAACACCCCAGCUGUUCUGAAAGCCCCAAAGGAGAGGAAGCCCAGCAAGAAGGAAGGAGGAACACCAGGGAAGUCAUCCAGCCUGCCAGCAAUCCUCUACAGCUGUGGCAUCUGUAAGAAGAACCAGGACCAACAUCUGCUGGUGCUGUGUGAUACCUGUAAGCUCUACUACCACCUGGGCUGCCUGGAGCCGCCAUUAACACGCAUGCCCAAGAAGACCAAGAACAGCUACUGGCAAUGCUCCGAGUGUGACCAGGCCAGCAGCGAUGAGGCCGAUAUCGCCAUGGAGACGCUACCCGACGGCACCAAGAGGUCCAGGAGGCAGAUCAAAGGACCAAUCAAAUUCAUCCCACAGGAGAUGUCGCCGGAGCCCAAGAAACAUCAAGUGAGAGGCACGAGAACCAGAGGGCAGAAGAGGAAGAGGGUUCCCAUCUGUGAAGACAGAGAAGAUAAAAUUGAGGAACCACUGCCUCGGGAACGCCGACAACGCCAGUCUGCAAUGCAGAAAAAACCCAAAGCUGAUGACACGAGGACUGAGUGUACAACCUGCAAAGGACCAGGCGACAAUGAAAACCUUGUGAGGUUGUGAGAGCCGGGGCAGCCACCUCACCUCCCAUAAAAACUCGGGACAGAUGACCGUUGGCUUAGAGACAGAGAGAGGCAAAUUGAAGCGUUUGAAGAAUGGCGCUCGAGUCAGGCUGAAGAAAGAGACCGUCACGCCACCCCGCAACCACCCCCUGAUCCAAACUGGACCAACAACUGUCCAACGAAAAAUUGAACGGAACCGUCUGAAUCUAAAACAUGGACCUUAAGUGCUUAAGUGUUGUUGGAGUCAGUAUUUUUUUGGUUAAUGUUGGACGUUCAACUGCUUUUGCACACUACGAGUAACAUGGUUGACUCUUUUUAUGACCAGUUGUGGCUCAAGUUGCAUCUAUGCAAUUGUCAGCAUCCACAAAGUUUUGACCAAGAAAAAAAGAAGUUUGGAUUUAUACAGUUUAUGUUAAUUUAUGUUGUUAACCAUUUCAGGCUAUCUCUUGUGCUACUUAGGUAGCAUUUAACAAAUAUAAGUCACAGAUGUCUGAAGAGUUGAUCAUCGAGCCCACUGAUGGAUACGACUGUUCUGAAUUUAAUUUGUAAGACAAUGAGUCCUUGUAUCUUUAAAGAUCCCAUGAAAUGGUUUGAUUACUUCCUUAAUGUGAUGUAUUUUCUCUAUAAAAAGGGCAUUAGACAGUGAGGGAUGUAUCUGCUAUGGAGUGGAAAUCAGUAUGAUUUUAUAGGACCAGCAAAAAGACAGGAUUUUUAGUUUUCUAAUGAUAACAGUACGCCCACUAAUGAACCAUGAAGACCACUGAAGAGGCGCUGUUUUCCACCAAGAAGCAGUUUUCUAAAAAACUCAAGUGCCCGUUUCAUGAGAUCUUAAAGAUUGGGUUCAAAUCUGGCUUUUGAGUGCAAGAACUUCGUCCAAAGCCGACAAGCUUCUUGAUUGCUCACAUGGCAGCUGAGCGUCCCUCUGUUGGAAAUGAAUGGAAGACUCUUGGCUUGUCGAUCAUGUUGCUCGCAGUGUGGAAGCAUAGUAAAAAUCUCAAAGUGCAAUAACAGGCAGAAACCUGCUGCACUCAGUUGAUUUGUGCAUCAUCUGACUUAGGACGCUAUCCCGAAUACUUCCUCUCUAUGCCUCUAGGUGCUCACCUGCAUCCAACAUGUAUGUGGAUUAUUUUAGAUCAACUUUUUUUUUCCACUGGUACCAGGCUUGUGCCCAUACAACUUCCCAUCAAUACCAACCAGUCUUAUUUAAUGAAGUCAUUCAGUGUGAAUGUGGUUAAUUCCAGACACACUUGGACCCAGGCUUUCCCAGACUUGAAUGUUGUGUUGUGUUUUCUAAGUAAAUAGAGGACCAGAAGUAAUAAGACAAGUCAGUGUUGUGUAUAGAAAAGCCAACUGUUCCUGGUGUACCAAGUGUAGCAGUAAAUAAAUGCUACUAUACAGCAUCUGUAGUAGAAACAAACUAGUGUAGUUAGUGGUAAUAGCACUUCAAUAUUAGUCCAAGUGUCUUUAGGCAUUUAGAAGUUUUCCUCUGUCUCCAUAUCUUGAAGUGACAGUUAAACUGACACGUCCUCAGAAAGAAGCCCAGCUUUGUCUCCAUGUCCCUGGUGGCCCGUAGUCAAUGCUGUCAAAACAACAGCUGCUUGCUGCUCUGUCAGGGCUCAUGACAAGUGUCACAUUCUGCCCUCAUAUGUCAGUCUGUUGCCUGUACGGGGCCCUAUAUGCAUGCUUUUGGGAGCAGUCAAACCCAUGCAGUUUACUGCUUUUUUGCUUCUCUGGAGUGUGUCCAGAAACAGCAGCACACUGGGUUUGUCUUUAGAGAUGAGCUCUCGGAGCAGAAAGACUUGCUGACUCCUGACCAGUCCUUUCCCAUCACUCAAGACUGCGUGUCAGUUUUACAAUGCAUGUCUAUAUCUACUUAUCCAGAUCUGUACAGUAAUUUAAAACUGAAAAUACGUGAUGUGGUCCAGUAGAAUUUGAAUGCCAGGUAGCUAUGUAGUGUGACAAUGUGUACAGUAUUUAUUGAAGAGGCCAAACUUACAUUUUUGUGCCUGCAUUCUUGAUUAUAUACCAUAAGCUUGUGUUGUGAACAGAGUUGAACUCUGAUUUGUGACGUAGUCUUAAAGUGACUACCAUAUUUUUUUUUAAAUUGCCAAACAUUUGUUCUCAUUUGUUUACAGCCAUGCGUUUAAGGGAAUAUUUCUGGUUAAUUGUGUUCUGUAUUACUGUGAUAAUGUAUGAAGUAAGAAUGUGAAUGUUGCUGCUGUUGUGUAUGUGAAGUGUCUCAGCCUCUGGCCUAUAGCUCUUGAGAAUUAAGCGGAGCUUUAAUAAACUCUUGACUU